Messenger RNA from Suillus bovinus, 720 nucleotides. Its product is annotated as ubiquitin-conjugating enzyme/RWD-like protein. The transcript has 7 exons. Gene Ontology annotation, cellular component: endoplasmic reticulum; cytosol. The record is from RefSeq and is a predicted model, not a curated record. NCBI's taxonomy places the organism in Eukaryota, Fungi, Basidiomycota, Agaricomycetes, Boletales, Suillaceae. The coding region runs from base 62 to 640 and encodes 192 amino acids.
GCCAGCCUGACUUGCUUGUCACUAUACGUGUUCCAACCGACAUUCACUCGGAUUUCUCAACAUGAAUCCAAAGGGCAGCAGUGCAACUGCACUACGACGAUUAAUGACCGAGUACAGGCAAUUGACCUCUGGAGGCUCGCCCGAUGGAAUGUUCACAGCAGGUCCAAUCUCAGAGUCGGACUUCUUCACUUGGGAAGCGCUUAUCUCUGGUCCAGAAGGCACGCCAUUUGAGGGUGGCGUUUUUGUCGCUAAGCUCACUUUUCCUCAGGACUAUCCGCUAUCGCCUUUCAAGAUGAAAUUCGACCCUCCCUUAUUCCAUCCGAACAUUUAUCCGGAUGGAAACGUUUGUAUUUCGAUCCUCCACACCCCCGGAGAUGAUCCUACCAUGUAUGAACAAGCAUCUGAGAGAUGGAGCCCUGUCCAGAGCGUGGAGAAGGUGAUCUUGAGUGUCAUUUCCAUGCUUGCCGAACCCAAUUUGGAGAGUGGAGCUAACAUCGACUGUUGCAAGUUGUAUCGGGAGAACAAACCGGUGAGCGCUGAAUCGUAUCACGCCACACUCUUGUCUCAUGAACAUGACCCUUUCACAAAGGAGUAUGAAAGGCUGGUCAGAGUGUCGAUUAGGCAACAGCUAGGUGUAUGAGUACCGUGAUAUGUAACACUAGAAUAAAAUACGUUGCCAGCACGUUCCUUGGAUGCAGUAAUUCGCUGAACUAAUCUACU